This is a messenger RNA of Dermacentor andersoni, 7191 nucleotides long. RefSeq names its product zinc transporter 6-like. Gene Ontology annotation, biological process: transmembrane transport; zinc ion transport. Gene Ontology annotation, molecular function: monoatomic cation transmembrane transporter activity. NCBI's taxonomy places the organism in Eukaryota, Metazoa, Arthropoda, Arachnida, Ixodida, Ixodidae. Gene Ontology annotation, cellular component: Golgi apparatus; membrane. The record is from RefSeq and is a predicted model, not a curated record.
GCCAUACUCUACCUGAGCAGUUGCAAGUAAUACUGUGUAGCGUGCUGGAGCCCAAGCUGCAGCAAGUAACGUGUGAGCUGUGGAGCAUCGUGCAAGGUCGAAUACUACUGUAAUGCGGAGCCGUGCGAGCCUGGAGCAUCGGACUGCAAAUUCCGUGAGCUAUCCCACCCUGCACCGAGGGAUGUUACUUCAGGUAGGAUGGUGGGCAAGUGCUGGAGUAAGUAACUGUUAGGUCCAGGGGAGAGCGCCAAGCAGUGUGCGAUCCGACACUGAAGGCUGCAAUCGGGCGGACAUUACCUUCAGAAAAUGCGGGUUCGCGUGGAAGACCACAAAGCAUCGGACAAGCAAUGUGAUUCGGGUAAUGCAAUGGCCACGAUUGUGUAGUCUGAGGUGGUCGAAUCACAUUUGGUAUCGUACUAAAAUACUGGUUCUCUAUACGUGCCACUUUCGCACUGCAGGGCAGAAAGUUUCGUUGGGGGAGAGGGCAACUUAACCGAAGAGUUGCUGUUAAUCGAACUAACGUUGAAUUAAAAAAAAAAAAAAUACAGGAGUGGACGAAAAAGGUGAUUGAAACUAGUUGCGAUUAACUUGCGCAACACUUAGCGACAGGUUUUCCCAAGAUUCGCUGCGGUACCGUAGAUUAUCUAUCUUUCACUUAUGGUAAUUAACGGUCGGUUGCUGUGAAACGCGCGGUGUUGCCGGUAGGGCUACUCGGCCGUGAUUGUUUCCCUGCGCCAAGGAGCCACCAGUGUAGAUAUUUGGGCUUCAUGUAACAUUUUGCAGUUUCUCUGUAGCGCAAAUAGCACAGGGACGUGCAAGAGAACAGCGGCGGUGUGUGUGUUUAUUUUUGUUUUCCUCUACUACGUCCUUGUGAUAUUUGCGCUACAGGGGAAAAUGCAAAGGGGCCAAUCGCAAUCUAAAGUGCGCCGUGUGACAACCAUUUAAUACCAGAUUACUAUUCGAAGCGUCGAAUGAGAUCGCGGUUCCUGCGAAAAUGUCAUGUAGCAGUCGACAGGUCGCUUAGAGGCGACCGAUUUACUGCAAAUUCGGCAGUACUUCGUGCGACUGCGCGGCAGUGAUGUCGUUGAUGGCUCAUAGGCUUAUUAAGGAUAUGGAGUUGGGGAAUUGGGAGAUGAGGACAGGCCCAACAAUGCCUUUCUCCAUGGCCCUGUUACCGAGGAAUGCUUCCCCGCACGGUUAUACCAUGCGGAGAAUGCCAGAUUCCGUAGCAAUCCACGAAGCUGGCUACUAGCCCCUAUGCUUUCGUCGGAGCACUGCAUCCUAUUAGAUUUGGGCAGUCCCACAGAAAUUGUCGGAUGGUCGGCACAGCUGCCGUUUGCAUCCUGGGCAACCUGUUAGUAUGGGCAAUGGUAUGGGCGGCAGCUCUUCCACCGUGUUGUCAGGAACACUGCUUUCCUUGAGAGCUGCAGUACGCCCCCAUUUCCGUCAUCUUGCAGGGGCACACAAGUUGCUACGCCGCUGCGGCGGUUAGUUACUAUGUAUGCUUUAGUACCAUAUACAUUUUAUGUUAAAGGUUCGUACAGCGCUCGCAGCGGCGUGAGCCGCUUCGUUCCCUGGUACGCCACAACGGCCGGGAACCUACCACACCCAAGGUUCAACCGUGCGCCGCCUCUUGCUACCUCGACGAUCUUCCUUGCGAUGGGGUAGGAUGGGGUCACUGUGGGGGGCGCGUAAUAUGCGCACCUAGGCGGUAAGGUUACAUCUUUACUCGGAUCACACUGGUACGACAGGUGUUGCGACUCCCGAAUUUCAUUGUGCGACACGAUCGAAGGAACGGUCCUUAUUAACAUGGCUACAUGUGACGCGUCAUGGUGGUUGCGUAGUUACCAUGACGGUUAAAAGCGGUUGGGACAUCCUUGUGGCUAGAUGGCUCAACGAUAAUAUUUGUUUGCGGUAACUUUGCACUCUAUAGUUUGAUUUUAGAUUAAAAUAACAAGCGCAGACUUGGAGACGCUGAGUCGUCCCAGGACGUAGAGCGCGGUGCAAGUAAAUGUGCGAGGGGAGCCAUGGGGAAGCGCGCUGCGAGGACUGAUAGGUGCUCUGUGCUGCUCCAUCCCGCCUCGACUCGCAACCUAGUGCAGUGAAAUCGAAGGUGUUCUGUGCCACAACACCGCAAGGGGACCGUUACGUUCGUUUUGAGAACUACGCUGGUUUUCGUCCUCGUGCGAUUGGCUUGGCAGCGCUGCAAAAAUGAAAACGCCGUGAGCCGCUCGGACCUUGCCGACACCUGCGCUUGUGCAUCACAGUCGCAAUGCAGAACGAGCUGCCGGAUCUGAGGCAACGUGUUGCGCCGAUGAACUCCAAGGAUGAGCACCCUACGGGCCUAUUCCAACCCUUCAGGAAGCCCGCUCUCGGCUUGGUUGGCACCCUCCUGACUGAAUUGCGGCCUGUCAUGAAGGAACCUUCAGCAAAGAAGGUCAUGUGGCUGAUGGUAGGAAACAUUAUGUGUAGCUCCGUUCUAUCAUACUGGAGCCGGUCGUCUGGGAGUCUAGCGCUUGGUGCUUUUACCCAGCUGACACUCUUUGACCUGCUCUGUUUAGGGAAUUGCUUGCUGGGCAUGUGGGUGUCUCAGCAAAAGCCGGGACCAACCUACAGCUUUGGGUACAGAAGAUGGGAAGUCUUAGCCAUCUUGGCCAGCACAAUAUUGUCGCAACUUGGCUCGUUUUUAGUGUUGAAGGAAAGUUUGGAGAGGCUGCUGGAGCCAGUUGAUGUUCACAGUGGUCGUCUGCUCCCAGGUAUGGUGCUGGGUCUGUGCUGGCACUUGCUGGUACAGCUGAGUGUACAGCAGCCAUCGCUGGCCAGCGUCCUGCAGGCGUCCAGUUCCAGUUGGCUCCAGGAGCAUCUGACCGACAUUAGCCAUAGCGUGUGCAGUGUGGUGCCAGGGCUCUCUGGACUGUUGCUGCCCCGUCUGAAUCCCAUCCUUCUCCUGGGGUGGGCCGAGGCAUGCCUUCUCCUGCUCUGCCAUACGCUGCUGCUUUCCUAUGGCUGGCAGCAUGCUGACACCGUGACGGCGGUUCUUCUUGCCAUCAUGUGCUGUGCUACAAUGCUACCCGUGAGCAUCCACUGCGCCUGUGUUCUGCUUCAGACGACUCCACGGCACCUGUUAGGCCAGCUGGAUAAAUGUCUUCGGGAGGCGUCUACGUUGGAUGGUGUGCUGGAGUUUCGACACGAGCUGUUCUGGACACUUGCCUUUGGCACACUGGCUGGCUCGGUUCAUGUUCGUGUCCGGAGGGAUGCUAAUGAGCAGCUGGUUUUGGCACACAUUGUGGAUCGCCUCUCAGGCCUGGUGCCAGACCUGACCGUCCAGGUGUUCAAGGAUGAAUGGGCAUGGAGCCGAGCAGCUCCAUUCCAUCCGUCACGAGACCAAACAGCUGGGCUUGAGAGACGGGAAUCACUUGGUAGCCAGUCUGCCCUGCAUGUGGCUGCUGCGCCAGUGAAAACGUGAUUUUGGUUCCGUUAGGUGCGGAAAACGCGAUGCAAAGUGAAGUUUCUCUGUAGGGGAAAUGAGAGAACUGCGACUGUCAAUGCAACUUCUGUGAUAUUAAGCUACCGUCCGCAUAUAUUAAAACUUGAAUGGCAGAAAGAAAAGCAUCGGAGCACCUCUUAAGCAUAAUGGUCAUUGGAACAUGACAUUUAAGGUCGCUGUAGCCCGUUUCUAAGCAAGGUGCAUUUCUGAAUGCACGUUUUGGAGCCUGCAUUGCAUCACUGUAUAUCGAGCCUCAAUAUAAAAACCAUAAAUAUAAUGAAUUAUUGGAUAUAAUGAAGUAAUUAUUGUAAAAUUUUUGUUGCCGUUAUCAGCGUAUAACAUAUGUGUGCUUAUGACGAGUACUAUAUUUGCUCGCAUAAUGAUAGCACUUUUUUUUUUUAAUUGACGCGAAUUUAGGGGUGCGAUCAAUACGCGGGGUAAAUCUUCCACUAAAAAAAAUUUUGAGCACUGAAAAUGCAAAAAAGUUUGCAGGUCAGAAUUCUUCUGAUAGAUAUCAUGACCAAACCAAAUAUAAUGCAAAAUGCAAAAACGUGGUGUCCAUGGGAACGCGUCGGAAUGCAUUUGCUGCGCGAUGACAACAGGUCAACCAACAGGUGGCUGCUGCAAUAACAGUGCGGGACAUCAAAACAAAAAUGGUGGCUGAUGUAGCAAUCCGAACACAUUUUUUUUCCAUUGUGAGUACAUUACGCACAUUGAAACAGUUUCUUCUGUAUCAAUAAUGAAGAAUGUUGUUAAUAUCAGCAAAUACUCAGCAAUAACAUAGCCGUGUCCACUUUGAGGGGGACAGGAUCAGAAAUGGGUGCGCUCAGCUGCCACUGGCAAACACAUGGCGGACAUGCUGCAAAAACUGUGGUAUUUGUUUUCACUACAAUCCUAAUACGGCAUGUUUCCACUAAGAGUGGGCGACUAUAUUAGCUGUGUUAUAAGUGCCGGCAUUUGAGCAGGGUACAUUUCUGCCAUAUCGGUGUAAACGUGGCUACUGUCGUUGCCAUUCGCAGUCUGUUGUGUGCUCUAGAAUGCAGAUGAGAGGAAUUGCAAGGCACCUCCUUUUCUUUUUCAUUGUUGACCACAACCAAUAUAAAGCCAACAAAUAUAGUAAUACCAAGGCAAGUUUGGUUGUAGAUUUAUUUUUCUCGAAGUGCAAGAAGUGAUUGAGGGAAUGAAAUGGGGUAUCUCCUUAAGAAUCUGUUUGGUGCGUGCAGUCCGCUUGAUAAGCCUUGAAGGGUCGUUUGCAUAGCAUUCAACAGAUGGUAAGCACGAUCACCAUCAGCUAGACUUGGCACACGCUGUGUCACUGCGGCAAGUUCGGGGUGUGAUCAUUACAUGGGAAAGUAAAAAAAAUCUAAUUUUGACAACAAAAUUCAAGGCUGCGUUCAUUACGCAAGUGAAUACAGCAUUGGGUAUAACGACGCUUUUUUCAUGUGAGGUGUAACUUCUUUACAAUGAGAUAUGUCUGUAAUGCGAAUGCCAGCGAACCUGGAAAUGUAAGGAUGCAUUCCAGUCAUUUCAAUUUUUUUUAUUCACACAGAUUGUCACAUGGCAUAUUAUAGUUACAUAAAUGUGUGUAGGCCUUCUCUGUAAAGAAGCUGCCUAAGCGUGUGGACUUAGGCUGACAGUACAUGUUUUGCAACUGAGACCUGCAAGGUUCUGCCAUUUGUUUCGUGCCAGUCUUGUGUUGAACACAGUGGCCCUGUCCAGUAGGGAACAGCAGCGUAACAGCUUCAGUUCUUUUUUUUGAGCCUGUGUCAUACAGUACAUUACUGAAGUGUGUAUUCUUUGACUUUGUGCAAGGAUGUUCUUGUGCUUGUUGUCCUUUCAAAUGAUUGAGAAGGCUCGUAAUGUUGCAGAGCCCCAGUUUAUGUUAUCACUGCAGAUGUUACAGUAUUAAAUGCAUUUUUUCUUUUUUACUGGAUAAUGUUGCGUGUCUACUAGGGCCGCCAAUUUCCCUGAAUUUUUCCAGACUGUCCUGGACUUCGUGAGAGAAUCGCAUCAUGACACAAACUUAUCAGGACUGUAUUUACUCUUACAUUAGAAGCUGGUGAGACAUAGAGCCAGAUAUCACUUCACCGAUCAAAAUGGAAGCUGGAGCUGCCAAAACGUUUGCUGUGACAAUAGUUAAAGGGCACCUAAACCACCUCUGACAUCUUGCACACACUUUGAUAUAUACACAUGCAUUGCAUACAGAAUGCAGUAAUGAUCAUCUUUUGUGAAAAUGGCAGCACUAUGAUCCAUGCAGAAGGUAAAAAAAUGCACGUGGGGCUUUUCCAGUCCCUGCUUCACACUUUGUGAUGCCAUUAGGGUCAUACACGGGGCGUCACCAGGGUAAAAGCUGUCAAUUGGUGCAUCUACAAAGGACGUCUGUUUUGAUCUGUAUGCUAGCAUGACAUUGCCAUGACUUGCUUGUCAUGCACAGACUGAUUUCACUUCAUGUAAUGUGCUUGUUGUCGUGGCUGUAACAUGCUCAUCCUUUAUUUUGAGGGUACGAUCACCCCUUGACCAAAGUCACACGGGCAAAAUGGAAAGGUGGAAGAGGUGCUAGGUGAAGCCAAACAAAGUGUCUGAGGUUGCUUUCACGAAUGUAAAACAAGAAUGUGUAUGCACCACAUGUGGACAAACGAAUGUGAUCUGCUGAAAUGUAUGACAGUUAAUUACAUUCUAGCAAAUGUCACUGGUCUGUUUUUUUUUUUCAUAUGAUUUGACCCACAAAUUCUUGCGAGGUCUCUUUCUUUUUUCAAUUUUGCAUUUACAAUGACAUCUUUUGAUUAAUUAAAUACAGUACCUUGCUUAUUCACCAUGGAAUUCGACCAUGGCCUUCCCUGGAUCAUCGAGGCUGGCCAAUCAGUGUGCAAUAAUAUUUGUAUCAUUCCACAGUAUUACGCAUCGAAUGUUAUAAGUUCUUCCUGAGACUUGGAAAAACAAGAUCCUCUGAAAGCUUGUAGCCAAAUCUUUACGGUGUCCACCCGAUCACUGUCUACAAUAUUCGUGUCGAAAAAGAGAUUUACUGAGCUGCACCGGGGCGUCAUGCGCAUCCAUUGUAAACAUAGAGGCAGCUCAGGCAAGCAUUGGAUGUAGCACCAUGAAAAGGGUCUAUGCAUCUCGCAACCUAGGCAAGGAGGCACUACUACACCUGUUGAAAACGCCUCCAUUGUUGUUUUCUAGUCGUGUCGCAGUGCCACUGUGUGUUUUCUCUAAAGCAGCACGCACGCUCUCUCUCGUUGCUCGUGGCACUCGCAAUGUGCACAUUCUCACGUUUGUGGUACUGGUGCUGCAUGUUGAAUAGCAGCGUAGGGACUGGUUGGGAAACAGAAACACGUAAACUACAGCACUGUUUUCCACAAACUGUCCUACCACAGAAUCCUACGUAGUGGGAACACCAAGAUAGGCGAGAGUCUGCCGUGCCUGUCAUUUUAGGGCAUCAAAUAAAGUUUGGACGUAAGAUGAAAUUGGAAAGGCCAAGUAUGCUUUGUACAUCAGCAACAUGAUCUUCUGCAACAUUGAGCUUGAAGUAUAUGCAAAUUCAGUGCAAGAAAGCCACCAUCCUUGGAAAUGUGUAAAACAGAAGUUUACUGUUUGUUUAUUUCAUUCCGGUAUGAAGCAGCCAAAUACAAUUCCUGGGAUGCUGAGUGCCAUUCAUAUUUUUUUGAUAGGGGCGUCUGUAUGUGAAUAAAUUAUUUUAUGCCAUA